GUUCUUUUUCCUUGGAAAUUCAUUAUUGAAAAUCACGCUCGCGUCAAAAAGAAGUUUCGGAAGCAAUUUAAAUAUAAAUUAAAGAGGAAAGGAAGUAAAUAGAACAUAUUAAUUCAACAACGAGGAGACUAAACAGAUUAUGAAAAUGGAUAAGAUUGAAAUGAGUUUGGAUGAUAUUAUUAAAAGCAACAAGAAAAGACCAGCAAAUAAUAGUCGAGGAACAACUCGCAAGCCAGGACAAUUUAAGAAAAAUUCACCUCCAAAGAAGUUUGGUGGUGUUUUGAAAGGUCGUGGAGGACGUGGAGGUAUCACAAGAAACAAUAAAUAUACACGGGGUGAUGUAAACAGCGCUUGGAAGCAUGAUAUGUAUGAAGGUGUACGAAAAACAACUGGUGCAGCAGGAGGAGGAUUAACAACAUCUCGCGUUUUCGGUGGUACAACGAAACUCAUUGUCGGAAAUUUAGAUUUCAGCGUAUCCGACACAGAUAUUAAUGAAUUGUUCCAAGAAUUUGGACCUUUAAAGACAGCAGCCGUACAUUAUGACAGAUCUGGUAGAUCACUCGGAAGUGCUGAUAUCAUUUUUGAACGACGCAAUGAUGCAUUAAAAGCUAUGAAGACUUAUAAUGGUGUUCCACUUGAUGGCCGUCCAAUGAAUAUUCAGUUAGCAACAUCAGAAGUGCCGCAAGCAGGAACUAGACUCGGUUUUCCUAAACCUGCCACAAACAAUACCCAAAGAUCGCCACGCAAACCGAUCGGUGGAGGAUUUCGUGGGGGACGAGGCAGACAAGGCAGUGGAUUCUCUAGAGGUAGAGGUGGUUCAGGAGGUACUCGAGGAGUUGGAAGUGGACGUGGAGGACCAAAGAAGACAGAAGUUACUUUAGACCAAUUAAAUGCAGAACUUGAUGCCUACACAAUGCAAGGAUAAAUACAAAUCCUUAAACAUGUGUGGACAGAAUUUAAUUAAAAAUGCCUAACAUAAAAAAUUUUGAUCUAAAAGAAUGUGACAUUAUUUCUCUUUAAAACAAUCAUCUAUAUGAGUUAAGAAUUAAUUACAGUAAUACUGCAAAGUAAAGUUUAGAUUUUAAGUAACUUUCUUC
Molecule: messenger RNA, 1097 nt
Organism: Chironomus riparius
Lineage: Eukaryota; Metazoa; Arthropoda; Insecta; Diptera; Chironomidae
Source: the annotation of a GenBank genome assembly